Humulus lupulus (European hop) is the source of this 1068-nucleotide messenger RNA. RefSeq names its product extracellular ribonuclease LE-like. Bases 198 to 911 code for a protein of 237 amino acids. Gene Ontology annotation, molecular function: RNA binding; ribonuclease T2 activity. Gene Ontology annotation, cellular component: extracellular region. Gene Ontology annotation, biological process: RNA catabolic process. The transcript has 4 exons. NCBI's taxonomy places the organism in Eukaryota, Viridiplantae, Streptophyta, Magnoliopsida, Rosales, Cannabaceae. The record is from RefSeq and is a predicted model, not a curated record.
AUGAGAAUUGCCGACGAAGAAGUGGUGUACAGCAACGAAAUUUAUGUUAUUUGUGCAAUUCAAUAUCAAAUAUUGCUUAAAUUGGCACCCAUUUAUCCUAUAUAAAUAUGUAUAGCAGCAACCAGUUAGAGCACCAUCACUGCUACAAUACUCGACUCUUUUACAAGACAAGAAAUUAAGAGAGUGAGCUCAAAAAAAUGAAGUCUGCUUUGAUCACUAUUCUACUACUUAGCUAUCUCUCUGUCCUCUGUGUUGCAGACAAUUUUGAUUUCUUCUUCUUCGUUCAACAGUGGCCAGGCUCAUACUGCGAAGAACAUGGUUGUUGCAAACCAUCAACAGGAGUAACACCUUCGGAAAAAUUUACCAUUAUUGGGCUUUGGCCUAAGUUCAGCAAUGGCUCUACCCCUUCCAGCUGCAACCCCAGUAAUGCCUUUGAUCAAACCAAGAUAUCUGAUCUGAUAAGCUCUAUGGAAGAAGAAUGGACGAGUCUUUCAUGUCCGAGCAACGAUGGGACAGAGCUUUGGGGAAUACAGUGGAGCAAACAUGGAACUUGCUCUGAGUCUGUUCUUGACCAACAUGCCUACUUCCAAGCUAAUCUUAACCUCAAAAACAGUGUAGAUCUUCUUCAAGCUCUUAAAACUGCAGGUAUAGUGGCAGAUGGAAGCUUUUACGAAGUGGAGAAGAUCAAAGAAGCAAUAAAGAGUGCCGUUGGGUACACACCAGGAUUGUCUUGCCAUAACAACUCAGCAGGUGAAUCAAUGCUUUACCAGGUCUACUUGUGUGUGGACUCUUCUGGCUCAAACUUCAUCGAAUGUCCAGUUUUCCCUAAAGGAAAAGCCUGUGUUUCUCAGGCUCUCUUCCCCACUUUUGAAGACAUCACCACCACACUUUCUCAUGUUUAUUCCCAGUGAACCAAAUCAGUUCACUACUUAAAAUAUGGGUUGGUCUCUAGCUACUUCCCUACUUUUGUACCGGAAAUAACUGAUGAUGUUGUUAUAAAUUUGGAUCUUUGAAUGUUGUGUAAUACAUGAAACGAUUCAAAUUAUAUAUGAAAGACCACUUGUUCUG